This is a messenger RNA of Lathyrus oleraceus (garden pea), 981 nucleotides long. Its product is annotated as protein TIC 20-v, chloroplastic. The transcript has a single exon. Lineage: Eukaryota; Viridiplantae; Streptophyta; Magnoliopsida; Fabales; Fabaceae. The record is from RefSeq and is a predicted model, not a curated record. Bases 141 to 779 code for a protein of 212 amino acids.
AUACUAGUUUGAAAGAGAUACACGUUCUCUUGUUCUUCUUCCAUUUCCUCAUCUCUUUACCUUACCCUCCCAAACUACCAUUCAUUCAUCCAUUCACCCAAAAAAAAUCAAAUCUUUCUUCCAAAUUUCACCCUUUAACCAUGGCAUCUCUAGCUGUAUCAUCUCUCAAUCUCUCAUACAAACCCCUUCAAUCAUCCUUUCUCCUCUCCUCUUCAAACCCUUCUUCUCUUCUCACUCUAAACUUUCUUCCCAAAAAAUUCACAAAAUCCAACAAACUCAGAACCCUAAUCGUUGCCAAAUCCAAUGACAGUGACUCAGCUGAUGCUUCUGACCGUUUAAUUUCCGCCCUUUGUUACCUCUACCCCUUUUUUGAUGGCAUACAGUAUGGAAAAUUUGUAAUCACUCAGUUUUACCCUAUUCAAGCUAUUGUUGAACCAUUGAUUCCUGCAAUUAGGGUUUUCAAAAGCUUUCCCUUUAAUGGGUUUCUUGUGUUUUUGACCCUUUACUUUUUUGUUGUCAGAAACCCUAAUUUCAGUAGAUAUGUGAGGUUCAAUACAAUGCAAGCUAUUGUGCUUGAUGUGCUGUUGAUUUUUCCUGACCUUUUGGAAAGAGGGUUUAAUCCAAAGGGUGGGAUUGGGUUGGAUUUGUUGAUGAGUUUGGAUAGCACUGUGUUUUUGUUCCUGUUGGUUUGCUUGAUUUAUGGUUCUUCUUCUUGCAUUUUGGGUCAAUUGCCUAGAUUGCCUAUUGUUGCUGAUGCAGCUGAUAGGCAAGUUCUUUGAAUGGGGUUCGUUUUUAUUUGUAAUUGUAUAGAAACUUGUUGAUUUGAUUCGGUAUUUGCUAGUGGGAAAAAGAUUGCUUUUUUACCUCAUUAUUAGCAAUCCUAGAAUGAUGUAAGGAUACAGAUAUUUUUAUUGUUUCUUGUUUUGCUGUGUUCUUGAUUCAUAUGAGUUUUGAAUUCAGGAGUUUCUUAGUCUGGCUUUA